AUGAACUUCGCCCGAGAUGUGGCGCGACAGACCAGCUCUUAUACUUAUGUCAUAGAAGAUGAAGCACCUGGACUGGCGAGUCUGAAUAUAUUUGGGUUGGCAGAGAAGGGUGACCUGGCCGUCCUGGAGAGCCAGGUGAGGAAAAGCCCCGAGCUGCUCAAAGAGAAAGAUGAACAAGGAGCUGGUCCUCUUCAUCAUGCUGCUGCAGAGGGCCAUGUCUGCCUCAUCCAAUUCAUCAUAUCUGUCGACUCAGAGCUGUUGAACAGCAAAGAUGAGCAGGGGAAUGUGCCGCUGCAUUGGGCAGUGGAAAAGAACCAGGCGGAGAGCUGCAAGGCCCUAAUGGACCUGGAGGCUGAUCCAAACAUCCUCAACAAAUCUCUGCUGGCACCACUGCAUCUGGCUGUGAGCAAGGGCCACAACAACCUCAUUGAGUUGUUCAUAUCAUACAGCAGAACAGAUCUCAACUUUGAGGGAGACCUGGGGAACACUCCUCUAAUACUGGCCAGCUGCAUUAACAACUCUGAAGCCCUGAGCAUCCUGAUAAAGAAUGGAGCCAAGCUCUGCCACCAGAACCGGCUGGGUCACUUCCCAAUCCACGCAGCUGCCUUUUCUGGUUCAAAAAAGGCGAUGGAAGUCAUCCUCAAAGCAGGUGACGAGAUUGGUUAUGGGCCUCUGAAGCAAAUUAGCUACCUGGAUAAAAGUAAAAGUAGCCCCCUCCACCUGGCUGUCCGUGGUGGUAACCUGGAAACCAUUCAGUUGUGCCUCGAAACUGGAGCAAAAGUGGACCAGCAGCAGAACGACAGGUCCACGCCGCUUCAUCUGGCCUGCACACAGGGCGCCCUUGAAGUUGUCAAAAUCAUGUUGUCUUCAGUUGAUCAAGUAGCCGACAUUAUUAAUCUAACAGACGGAGCAUCCCAGACACCACUGCACAGGGCAACAAUAUUUGACCACACAGAGUUGGCUGAAUAUCUCAUUUCAUUGGGUGCAGACCUGGACAGUGUGGACUGUAAAAGGAACACUCCACUGCUUUUGGCCACAAGCUGUGGAUCAUGGAGGAUCGUGGCUCUGCUUCUCUCAAAAGGGGCCAGUGUUCAUGUACAAGACAUACGCGGAUGCAAUUUCCUCCAUUUAGCUAUUAUGCAACCUAAAGGGCUGAAGAAUCUGCCUGAGGAAGUCCUACAGCUGGGGAGUGUAAAGUUGUUGCUGAGUUCCGAGGACAGUGAAGGCUGCACACCUCUGCACUACGCCUGCAGACUGGGGAUCCAUGACUCCAUCAAAAACAUGCUGGGUUUGUCUGGACAAAGUGGCCUGGAGUACAAGUCCAAAGACAAGAAGUCAGGCUUACACUUUGCUGCUCAAUAUGGUCGUUUCAACACAUGCCAGCGCCUCCUGGAGAACCUUAAGGACUCUCGCCUGUUGAAUGAGGGGGACGAGCACGGGUACACUCCCCUGCACCUGGCCUCUGCUGGAGGACACACCAACGUGGUGCAGCUACUGCUGCGCAAGGGGGCGCUCUUUCACUGUGAUUAUAAGGGCUGGUCCUGCCUGCACCAUGCUGCCUCUGAAGGCUACACUAAGACUAUGGAUAUUCUGCUUUCAGCAAAUAUUAAACUUUUGGAUAAAACAGAUGAAGAUGGGAACACAGCAAUGCACAUAGCUGCCAGAGAAGGUCAUGUGGCUGCAACCAAAUUGCUGCUGUCCCGUGGCGCUGAGAUGAUACUGAACAACAACGAGGCAUCUUUCAUGCAUGAUGCGGCACAGAAUCUGAAGAAAGAGGUAGUCAAGGCAGUGAUAGACAGUAACAGAUGUGCAGAGGCCCUCACUACGUUUAUCCCCGGUGGAACACAACAGUGUCCAGUUCUGGACUUGAUUGAACACCUCCCUGAGAGCUGCAAGCACCUGUUGGACAGCUGUGUGAAGGAAUCUGACCAUGACCCCAAUAAUCCAGACUUCCAUAUUACUUAUGAUUUCAGAUGGCUCCAAGCACCCUUGGAAGCAAGAAAGCAUUCUUUGAUGCCAGCCUUGGGACCUUUAGCUUCUCUUAAUUCAAUGGUCAAACACAAUCGGAUUGAACUCCUCAAUCACCCUGUGUGCAAGAAGUAUCUGGCAAUGAAAUGGGUGGCAUAUGGGAGCAUUGCUCAUGUACUUAACAUGUUCCUGUACCUGCUUGGUCUUCUGCCUCUCACUCACCUCAUAGUGUCUUUGAGACCCACAUAUAACAUCACAGAGACAGGCGAGCAUGUCGUUACAAUGGUGCCCAUUUGUUUCUAUGAGCAAAAUGUGUUCCUAUCCAUCUGCAUGGUGAUGGUGGUUGUCAUGAACAUCUACUCCAUCUGUAAAGAGGUGGUGCAGAUCUCUCAACAGCGCUGGAGUUACUUCAAGGAUACUUCUAAUCACAGUGACUGGUGCUGUGCCAUAUGUUCUCUGGGAUUUGUGAUUCCCCUCAUGCUAAAUGCUCAAGGGUCAUUUCACUGGCAGGUUGGGGCCAUUGCCCUAUUGCAAUCCUGGGUGGGAUUCCUACUUUAUCUGCAGCGGUUCGAAGACAUUGGUAUUUAUGUCGUAAUGUUUGGAGAGAUCAUGAAGACCCUUGUCCGCAUUGUAAUGGUCUUCUUGUACCUGCUGUUGGCUUUUGGACUGGCUUUUCAUGCACUUAUGCUCAACAAGAAAGAGUUUGAAAGUGUCCCGCUUUCUAUUGUUCAAACCUUUGUGAUGAUGGUUGGUGAACUGAACUACCAAAACAACUUCUUGGACCCAUAUAUGAAAGAUGAACUGCCUUUUGGGCUCCUGACGUAUUUCAUAUUCAUUAACUUUGUCUUGCUAAUGCCCAUUCUGUUAAUAAACCUAAUGAUUGGUCUGGCUGUUGGGGACAUUGCUGAGGUUCAGAGGAAUGCCGCUCUCAAAAGAAUAGCCAUGCAGAUUGACCUGCACACCACCUUGGAAGAAAAGCUUCCAUAUUGGUUUGUGAAGCGAGUCGACAAAGUAUCGAGCAUUGUUCAUCCCAACCGCAAGUGCUCUAAGGAUUUCUGGAAAACGCUUUUCUGGGGUGAAAAUAUUGAACCAGUGUGGAGUCGCAUGCAGGCCAAACCCUCGUCCUGCACAAAGAUUGAGGAUGAGUUAAAGAAGCAGAAGUACAGAAUGAAGGAAAUGACAAGCAAUCUCGAAAAGCAGCACAACCUCUUAAAGCUCAUAAUUCAGAAAAUGGAGAUCAGUGAGGAGGUCGACGAGUAUGACGGCCCUAUAAAUCUCAAAGGAAGUAUGUGGCCAAGCCUGGGCAAAUGCAAACCCAAGACCCAGUCCGAGUCUCGCUGGGUGCCCCUGCUGAAAGCAAUAGAAGCCAAAAAAAACAAAUAA
Knipowitschia caucasica is the source of this 3351-nucleotide messenger RNA. The record is from the annotation of a GenBank genome assembly. Lineage: Eukaryota; Metazoa; Chordata; Actinopteri; Gobiiformes; Gobiidae.